AAGGAAAUCACAUGAUUGUUUUGUAGCCGAGACGAACUCAUAGUACGUCGAUAGAAACGCAGCAGUGGUCUUAAUGCUGGUCAAAGCGCUGCACAGCACAGCCGAGCUGCGCAUCUAUUCGCAGUAUUACGGUAAAGCGUUAAACCAAUACGGAAAAGCUUGAGCUGACUGGGAUCAGAUUAAUCGUGUGGUGUCAGUUUUGGUUUAAAAGAUGUCUUUUCGUAAUAUUUACAAAGAAGCACUAGUCGGAUCCAUCACACUGGGAGUCGUUUUAGUCGCUGGUUAUUUCUUAGGGAAAAAGAAAUCCUCCAGAAUGAGCAUCUUUAAAAGUCACUGCGAGGGAAAAGACAACCCACUGAUGCAGUACGUCCUCAAUAACUCCAUGAGGGAGCAUCCGGCCCUGAAGAAACUCAGACUGAGGACGAUGGAACACUCCUGGAACAUCAUGAUGGUCGCCUGCGAGCAGUCGCAGUUCAUGGCCAAUCUGGCAAAACUAAUCAAAACCAAGAAAGCAUUAGAGAUUGGAGUGUACACAGGUUACAACACACUGAGCAUUGCACUGACUUUGCCUGACGAUGGCGUUAUAGUGGCAUGUGAUGUCAGCGAAGACUACACCAACAUUGGCAAACCCUUCUGGAAAGAGGCUGGAGUCGAACAGAAAAUUGAUCUACGCAUACAGCCAGCACUGAAAACUCUAGAGGAUCUCUUGUCAGAUGGCCAGGCUGAAACAUUUGACUUUGUCUUCAUCGAUGCAGACAAAGUUAGCUAUGACAACUACUACGAAAAGUCUCUGCAACUGUUGAGGAAAGGGGGCGUCAUUGCCAUCGACAAUGUGCUGUGGGGUGGAAAGGUGGUGAAUCCGACCCCUGACGACGAAGACACUCUGGCCAUCGACAAGCUGAACAAGAAGUUGCACCGAGAUGCUCGAAUCAACCUGAGCAUGCUCACAAUUGGAGAUGGGCUCACACUCGCUAUCAAAUUAUAGGACAGAUAUGUGUGCAAUGAUUCAUAGGCUGUGGAAGGUAACUCUGGGAUACUGUAUAUCCUUUUAAAGUUAGGUGAACUAUUAUGAAAUAUGUAUUACUUCACAAAUAUUGAAUGAAAUAGUGAAGAAAUUUGAUUAAAAAACAAAACAUUCCA
Messenger RNA from Cottoperca gobio, 1140 nucleotides. RefSeq names its product catechol O-methyltransferase domain-containing protein 1-like. The transcript has 7 exons. Lineage: Eukaryota; Metazoa; Chordata; Actinopteri; Perciformes; Bovichtidae. Bases 212 to 985 code for a protein of 257 amino acids. Gene Ontology annotation, molecular function: O-methyltransferase activity; S-adenosylmethionine-dependent methyltransferase activity. The record is from RefSeq and is a predicted model, not a curated record.